Messenger RNA from Helicoverpa zea (corn earworm), 4143 nucleotides. RefSeq names its product synaptic vesicle 2-related protein. Gene Ontology annotation, molecular function: transmembrane transporter activity. Gene Ontology annotation, biological process: transmembrane transport. NCBI's taxonomy places the organism in Eukaryota, Metazoa, Arthropoda, Insecta, Lepidoptera, Noctuidae. Gene Ontology annotation, cellular component: membrane. Bases 261 to 1748 code for a protein of 495 amino acids. The transcript has 13 exons. The record is from RefSeq and is a predicted model, not a curated record.
UCAAAAAACUCUAAAGAUGAAAUCAAAACAAAUCCAAUAAAAUAGUUUUGUUUACUUUUUUAUUAGUUUAGUUAUUGAAUGUGUGUGAAAGUAAUAACUUUGGGUAUUAGGUGCAACUUUCCAGUUGCUCUGGAUUAUUUUAGUGCGGUAGAAUCUCAGCAGUAAAAAGUUUCAAUGUAGAAACCGCUAAUACUCCCGUUACUCGGUGUUCGCAGUGAUAUCCACGUCAGAAGUGUAUACAAGUUAAUAUAUUUAUCGUGAUGGGUCGGUCUAAAGGGUACCAGGAUCUGGAUGACAGCCAUAUACGGCCACGGUCUCCGGGGCCGCCGAUGCCACCACCACAAGAGAUUGAAAUGGCAUCGGUGUCCGUAGUCCCUGACGACACUUUCACUGUGACUCAAGCAGUAAAUGCUCUCGGGUUUGGCUGGUUUCAAGUUAAACUGUCACUAUUCACCGGCCUAUGCUGGAUGGCGGACUCUAUGGAGAUGACUAUAUUGAGCAUCUUGUCACCAGCCUUGCAUUGUGAAUGGAAUAUCAGCAAAUACCAGCAGGCAUUGACUACUACAAUAGUGUUCAUGGGAAUGAUGUUAAGCUCCACUUUCUGGGGGAACAUCAGUGACCGGUAUGGAAGGAAAACUGCACUAAGUAUGUGUGGUGUAUUACUGUUCUACUAUGGUCUGCUGAGCUCAAUAGCUCCAAACUUCCUCUGGUUGUUAUUCCUAAGAGGACUAGUGGGCUUUGCUAUUGGAUGUGUACCACAAUCUGUCACAUUGUAUGCAGAAUUUUUGCCAACAAAACAGAGAGCAAAAUGUGUUGUACUUCUUGAUUGUUUCUGGGCGCUGGGAGCUUGUUUGGAAGUAGCUCUGGCGCUGGUGGUGAUGCCCACAUUAGGUGUGCACUGGCUCUUGGCGUUGUCAACUAUACCACUACUGUUGUUUGCUCUUAUAUGCCCUUGGCUUCCUGAAUCUGCAAGAUAUCAUGUGGCGAGUGGCGAACCAGAUAAAGCUUUGGCAACAUUAGAACAGAUAGCUCAAGACAAUGGCAGACCGAUGCUAUUAGGUCGUCUGGUGUGUGACGACUCAGUGGGGAUCGGCCAGCGAGGGAGACUGAAGCAUCUGCUCAUACCGCAUCUGAGAAACACCAGUUUACUGCUCUGGUUCAUAUGGAUGUCAUGCGCGUUCUGCUACUACGGGCUGGUGCUGAUGACGACGGAGCUGUUCGAGUCGGAGGGCGGCGGCCUGGAGCAGCCCUGCGCCGCCGACUGCCGCCCGCUGCAGACCACCGACUACAUGGACCUGCUGUGGACCACGCUCGCUGAGUUCCCUGGUAUAUUCGCAACAAUAUUUAUCAUCGAAAAGUAUGGGCGUAAGAAGACCAUGGCUACCCAAUUUGUUAUAUUCGCAAUGUGUGUCUGCGUUCUCAUAUAUAAUGGAAAUCGUACAUUCCUGACGUGUAUUCUAUUUCUUGCAAGAGGAAUCAUAGCUGGUCUAUUCCAAGCGGCAUACGUUUAUACUCCCGAGGUUUACCCAACAGCGCUAAGAGCGACGGCGGUGGGCGCCUGCAGUGCCGUCGCCAGGCUCGGAGCUAUGAUCACACCGUAUGUGGCACAGGUUCUUCUAAAGAAUUCCAUAGUGAUAGCUACGAGCGUUUACUCUCUGGUCGCAGUGUUAGCAGCAGGAGCCUGCCUCGCACUGCCCAUUGAGACCAAAGGCCGGGAAAUGAGAGACACCGUCACGGUAACAAGCUAGACCAAAUACAUCCGUAUCUCAAAAUAUUGGUCAUUGUAAUAAAACCUUUAUUGGUAUUAAUAUUAGGUUUCAAAUUCAACGAUCUUCUUUCAGUAUUUUAUUGUACUUAAUAUUUUUUGUAAUCUCAAUCGUGUAGUCAAUUAGCGCAAUUUUGCGAUAAUUCGGACAUGACACAUUAUCUUUGUAAGCGUUAAGAAAUUUGCGUAUUUUUAUCACGGAGGUUUGAAUCUCAAAAGUUUUCUAAUAUAUACUCUAUUUUUAUAAGUCUACUUUUAUAUUUUAUACAAUUAUUAUUUAUACUAUGCCUAGUGCAGCUGACUUCUAACAGGUUCUAUUCCUGUCAUUUUUAUAUUUUAAUGUGUAGAUAUCUAUGUACAUUAUUUCUUACUACUAAGUAUACAAAUGUGUCCUCGAAUAUACGCAAUACUUUGUCUUAGUCGUUAAUAGUAUUAUAAUGACUAAAAAGUUAGUGUAACAUACUAAUUUAAAGAAAUAUAAAGACUGCCAAUACUUAUUAACAACAGAAUAUGGCAGUCUCUUUUAAUUUAUAACAUUUUUAAGAAACUCCUAGAAUUUAAGUAAAAUAUGGCUUAAUUCCCAAAAGACUGCUUUUGAGUAUGUGCCUAAUAUGAUUAUAGUAAUGUUUAAAUGCAAAAUGUACUUAAAUACUCAGAACUAAUGAAUGAAUACUCAGAAAUGUAUCCGUCCUGUUUAUUGUCUUCCAAUACUGUCAGUAUUCAUAAUUAUGUAAUGGCGGCUCCAUAUUCGUGCUGCGAACGCGUACUUAGGCUUAUGGCCUUAUAGCUAUUUGGAAUUCUGAUUUAAAACCGUCGCGUCAGACGAAACUUUAUUUCAAGAUUUUGUCAAAAAGCUACAUUGUAUAGGCUAUUUUUUAUACAUGUAAAUCGACAAUAUUUUCUGUCAAGUCAAGUCUGAAAACUUGGGUAUCUGGUAUUUAAUAGUGACCGAUACUUAAACACGUGAUUCUACUCGUGAUUACAAACAACUUCCCAAAUAAAUUUUCCCUCUCUUUCUUAUACUCAUUAUUUUUAUUCACAAUAACAGCUGUCUGAAAGUAAUAAGCUGUGACGAUACUUAUGUGAAUCUUUGUGGUCUAACUAGCCACUAACAAUCUGUCACGUUUUUAAUUAAAUUAAACUAAUAGUAAAUAAUUCGAGCGUUUUUAAAGUCGGAAACAGCUGUUAUCUAUAACAGUAGUAACAAGUUUAUUAGGGAAAGUUUGCAAUUAUGAGUACAAUCGCGUGUUCAAGUAUCGAUCACGUUUUACCAGUCAUAUGUAUAUGCAUUUUAUGUGACCGCUCUUCAACUCAAUGUACCAACGCCAUGUAUCAACUGCCUAGCUUUUUACUAUUAUGUUGGAAUAGGCCGGCCCAGCCAGAUUUAACAUGGGCAACAAGAUACCUCUCGAUAUGAUUGAUUAUCAGACUUCCUGGUGCUACUACUAAUAAUGAACAAAUGAGCAUCGGGACACAAUUCAUCAUUCACUUCAAAACACGGAAGAAUUGACUAUGAUAUAGAAGGAUAUCCAUGCACCCGCACAAUGACUCAUAUACAUUGGAAUUUGGUUCUUAUGCGAAUCUAAUUACGACUCAUAUUUUAUCACAUAACAAUUUAAAUACAACUUUAUCGGCUUGAUUUGCAUUUUUCUGAACGAUAACUCUUUAUCUCACAACGAUAACAAUAUGAUCAUCAUGUAAUUUCCAAUUAAAUAACAAAUUCUUUGAUGAUUUAAAAUUGACUUGUAAUCUUUUCGAUUCCUAUUUUUUUUCCUUGCGUGUAAAAUAUUCUAUCGAAUAGUCACAGUAACCAAAAUAAACCAAUCCAACAUUCAUGAAAUUUUCUAGUCUCUAGUUUUUGUACUCUCUUACUCAAAAUAUGUUCAAUAUCGUUAGCCUAGGUUUCUGGCGUUCUCUAACUAUCGAAUUGUUAUUAUAACUUAAGGUUGUGAUAUCGUUAAGUAUCCAGGUGCUAUAGAGGUACCUGCUUUACUACGAAAUAUUUAAUUCAUGUAAUAUUGGUAACAAAACAAAGUAUACCUAUUAUCAAACAAAAUUGUACUAAUGGCUAUUGUAAGAUUGGAAGUUACAUCCAAUUCUUUGAAAGCAAUUUCUAAAAAGGAGAACUUCUCAAUUCGGCUACUUUUAUUUCUAUGCAUUUUUCAAUUUAUUCAAAAAAUAAGUUAACUCAUAAUAAAACAAUUCAAUAGCAUUCAUAUGUAUUUUCUCUACACUUCAAAUUUUCAUCUAAAGUUGAUUUAAUUCUUUGUUCAAUAACGUCAAUCAGGGUUUAUGUGUACAAAUAGAGAAUGGAACAUUUAUUGUAAACCUAGCAAAUCUCUUACAAUUAUUUUAGUCUGAAUAUAAAUUACGAUUAA